This is a messenger RNA of Peniophora sp. CBMAI 1063, 570 nucleotides long. Lineage: Eukaryota; Fungi; Basidiomycota; Agaricomycetes; Russulales; Peniophoraceae. The record is from the annotation of a GenBank genome assembly.
AUGGAUUUCUCGCACUUCCCGCCCACCGCCGAGCUCGUAGAGGACCUGGAACUGCUUAAGCAUCCCGAAGGAGGUUACUUCGCCGAGACGGAUAGGCAGGAGCAAAUGGUGCCGAGUCCAUUCGCAAAUGGCCAACUGCGCCCACUUUCGACGACGAUAUACUAUCUUCUCACUCAUGAUAGCCCUAACGGUUUCAUUCACAUGAACAAGUCUGCUACCAUGCACGUAUUACACCACGGACGCGCAGAGUACACCCUCAUCCACCCGCCCACAUCCACAUCUCCAGCGCGCGUCGAACGCGUCGUCAUUGGACCCAACGCCCGUGCAGGCGAAGUGCGCCAGCUACUGGUUGGCACGGGUGUCUGGAAGAUGUCGCGCUUACUAGCUGAAGAUCUGAAGUCGGCGGACAAAGAGAAGGUCGGAUGUUUGAUCAGCGAGGUCGUGUUCCCGGGCUUCCACUGGGAGGACCACGCGUAUCUGAAGCGCGAGCAGUUGGAUGAGCUGUUUGAGGGGGUGGAGGGUGGUGAGCUCUGGAUGAAGGAGUUGGCGAACUUCGUCAAGGCGGCAUGA